Penaeus monodon (black tiger shrimp) is the source of this 2161-nucleotide messenger RNA. RefSeq names its product xaa-Pro aminopeptidase 1-like (gene ApepP). Gene Ontology annotation, molecular function: metalloaminopeptidase activity. Lineage: Eukaryota; Metazoa; Arthropoda; Malacostraca; Decapoda; Penaeidae. The record is from RefSeq and is a predicted model, not a curated record. Bases 209 to 2053 code for a protein of 614 amino acids. The transcript has 13 exons.
CAAUAACAGUGAAAGGAAAGAAAGGAAAGGCUUUCUAACUUCACGCCGCUAUAUUUAGCAGAAAGAUCCCAAGUAGCGAUCGAGCGACAACUGAGCACAAGCGGGUGACAGUUCAGCAGCCGGCAUCUAAAUCCUCUAUAAUCACGGCUAGAGGAGCAGAAUUAUAUAUUUUACUUUGUGGGAUGCACAGCUGAACGUGGGGAGAAAAAUGGCUCCAAAAAACACCACUCAGCUGCUGAAGAACCUCCGUGUGUUGAUGAAAAACACAACAUAUGUUCCCCAGGCUCUACAUGCUUACAUUGUACCUUCAGGAGAUGCUCAUCAGAGUGAAUACAUAGCACCAUGUGAUCAACGGAGAGCAUUUAUUACUGGAUUCACAGGGUCAGCUGGCACAGCCAUUAUCACAGAUUCUGAAGCAGCUUUGUGGACUGAUGGCAGAUAUUACCUCCAAGCAAGGCAGGAAAUGGAUGAAAAUUGGACUUUGAUGAAACAAGGACUCCCCAACACCCCAACUGAAGCCAAGUGGCUCAGCAAAACCCUGCACGUGGGCUCCACUGUGGGCGUGGACCCUUACCUCCUAGAGGCUGAAUGGUGGCGUGACCUUGCCAGGGAGCUGAAAGGUGCAGGCCAUGUUGUCAUACCUGUCCCUGAGAAUCUUGUCGACCUGGUUUGGAAUGACCGGCCUGCACGCCCCGCCAAGCCCAUUGUACCUCUUGAGGUUAAGUACACUGGGAGGAGUCUAUCAGAGAAAGUGGAGGAGCUUAGAGAAAAGUUGGAGGAGGAAAAUGCAUCUAUGAUGAUAAUAACUGCCUUAGAUGAAGUUGCUUAUCUGUAUAAUCUGAGAGGUUCUGACAUUGAGUACAAUCCAGUGUUCUUCUCCUAUGGUGUUGUAACACAGAAAGAGGCCUUUUUAUUUGUUAAUGUAUCUCAGCUGACUACAGCUGCAAAGGAAGCUCUCCAGGCUGAGGAAGUGAAAGUCACGAUCAAGCCAUAUGAUGAGCUUGCUAUAUUUAUUAGUGAACAGCUCCCAGUGCAGAGUGGCAAGGUUUGGGUGUCCAAUCAUACUUCUUAUGCUGUAACUCAAAUGGUGCCUAAGGAAAAGAGGUUGACAAAAUUAUCGCCAGUAGCAAUAAUGAAAGCUAUCAAGAAUGAAACUGAGAUCAAAGGAAUGGAGGAGUGUCAUAUUCGUGAUGCAGCUGCACUGUGCCUUUAUUUCUCUUGGCUUGAAAAGGAGGCAGCAAAAGGAACUCAGACUGAAAUAUCUGCAGCUGACCAGCUUCAAAAAUUUAGAGAAGAACAGGAGAACUUAGUUGGUCUCAGUUUCUCUACUAUCUCAUCAGUUGGACCCAAUGCUGCAGUAAUCCACUAUUCUCCAUCCCCUGAAACUGACAGGAAGAUUACUACUGAUGAGGUUUAUCUCUGCGAUUCUGGGGGACAGUAUAAGGAUGGAACAACAGACGUUACAAGAACGCUCCAUUUCGGCACACCUGACCAGUUUUUGCAGGAGUGUUUCACUCGUGUCCUGAAAGGGCAAAUUGCCAUGGCAUCCUGCAUCUUCCCAACUAAAAUCAAGGGUAACUGUCUAGAUACCCUGGCCCGCAAGGCCCUUUGGGAUGUUGGCCUAGACUAUGGGCAUGGAACAGGGCAUGGGAUUGGGAUGUACCUGAAUGUGCACGAGGGGCCAAUGGGUGUGUCAUGGCGGUCAUACCCGGAUGACCCAGGCUUACAAGAAGGCAUGUUCCUCUCUGAUGAACCUGGCUACUAUGAGGAUGGAAAAUUUGGCAUUCGUAUUGAAAACAUUGUUCGCAUUGUGAAAGCUGAAACUCCGCACAACCAUCGUGAUCGUGGGUUCCUCACCUUUAAGACAGUCACUCUUGCCCCAAUUCAGACAAAGCUGGUGGAUCCAACCAUGCUAACAAGACAAGAGGUGAAUAACAUAACAAUAAGUGCCUAUCCCAUCAAAUGUCGGGACAAGGUUGGAAAACUUUUGCUGGAGCAAGGACACAGGGAGGCUUAUGAUUGGCUUGUAAGGGAAACUCAGCCUAUUGGCUAGUAAAAAUGAAAUGAAGAAUCAGUGAUUUCAGAUUCCUAUGUUUUUACUAUGGAAAUAUAGUGAGAUUUAAAAACUGGCACCUAAAGUAAAAAGGGGCCCAAAGGGGGU